Molecule: messenger RNA, 354 nt
Organism: Penaeus vannamei (Pacific white shrimp)
Lineage: Eukaryota; Metazoa; Arthropoda; Malacostraca; Decapoda; Penaeidae
Source: RefSeq, a predicted model, not a curated record
AUGAUUAUCAGUGAACAUAGUCGGAAAGCACAUACUCCUAUAUACUGCGGGUAUACUGCCCUACAGCGCGCGGCGUGCGAAGGUCACCUCGAAAUCGUCCGCCAGCUCAUCAAACACAACGCGAAUGUCGACCAUCAGGAUGAUCAGCACGGCAACACGGCGCUGCACGAGGCCGCGUGGAAGGGCUACAGCCAGACGGCGGAGGCGCUGGUUCGAGCCAAAGCCAACGUGUACAUCAAGAACAAGGGGGGCUUCGCGCCCCUGCACCUGGCCUGCCAGAACGGCCACAACCAGACCUGCCGCGUCCUGCUCCUCGCUGGCUGCAAGCCCGACAUCAAGAAUAACGUGAGUUGA